Colletotrichum karsti is the source of this 2115-nucleotide messenger RNA. RefSeq lists its product as uncharacterized. Gene Ontology annotation, biological process: protein N-linked glycosylation. The transcript is spliced from 6 exons. Bases 1 to 2115 code for a protein of 704 amino acids. The record is from RefSeq and is a predicted model, not a curated record. Gene Ontology annotation, cellular component: mannan polymerase complex. Gene Ontology annotation, molecular function: alpha-1,6-mannosyltransferase activity. NCBI's taxonomy places the organism in Eukaryota, Fungi, Ascomycota, Sordariomycetes, Glomerellales, Glomerellaceae.
AUGGCGAUUGCUCCCUAUACUUGCACUGAUGCUGAUAUGGACGGUCUGUCUAUGGCCUCUGGGGAGAUACAGCGCGUCUCCCCGACGACGCAGGACUCGAGCCCCAGCACAGAACCAGACACGACGAAAGUAGAGAAAGUCGAACACACGACGCCCGAUUUCAUCUUGUCGUCGCAGUACGACGAAGCAGUCAUCAAGACGCCGCCCGCCGUCCACGAAACGAAGCCGCUUAACCGCCUGCUCGUCACCUUCGUGUACUUCGAGUCCCCGACGGCCCGGGUGAACCUGGCGUAUUUUGUGAAACACGGCCUCCACGACGCCGCCGACUUCAUCUUCGUCUUUAACGGGGAGACUAACGCGACGAGCUUCCUUCCGAAAAAGGACAAUGUCAGAAUCGUAAGGCGAGACAACACCUGUUACGAUCUGGGCGCCACGGGCGAGGUCUUGAGGACGAAUGAGCUGUGGAAGAAGUACGACCGCUUCAUCAUGAUGAACGCGAGUCUGAGGGGCCCGUUCUUGCCCCAAUGGACCGGGGACUGCUGGUCAGACCUCUUCCUGAAUAAAAUAACAGACCAGGUCAAGCUUGUCGGAAUAACCGCCAACUGCAUACCGCGCUUCCACGUCCAGUCGAUGAUCUGGGCGACGGACCGCGUCGGCGUGGAGCUCCUCCUCGACCCGUCCAAGAUCCCCGGCGCCGCGGUGGCCGACCGCUACGGCAACGCGUCGGACCCGAUCGGCCUCAGCGCGUGCUACAACGAGUACCGCAAGGCCAUCCACUCGGAGAUCGGCAGCACGGCCAUCAUCACGACGGCCGGGUACAAGGUGGACGUGAUGAUGACGUCCUUCUACGGCGUCGCGCGGGGGGACCCGGAGACGUACUGCCCCAACGUGCCCAGGAAGAACAAGGACGACACGCUGCGGCAGGGGGACUACUUCGGGUCCACGAUUCACCCGUUCGAGACGGUGUUUAUCAAGACGAAUCGGAAUAUCGACCCGGUGGGCAUCGAGAACUUGUCGAGGUGGAUGGCGGGAGGGGGGUAUACGAGUUACGGCAAGUAUCUCGACGAAAGGCGCGCCGACGGCAUGUUCUCGUCGUACCACCAGAAACCCUCCGCCGCGCCCCGGUGGGCGCAGCCGCCGAACCUCAAACACCCAGCCCGGUUCCGCUACCGGACCAUCUUCGUCGCCCUCGGCCUGACGUGGCUCUGUCUGUUCUGGCUGUGGGGUGCCCGCCGCGGGCUGUUCCGCUUCGGCGGCCGCACGGGUAUGCCCUCGGCCUCGUGGAGGACGAACACCUCGCAGCUGGUGCCGCCCCGGAUCUGGCAGAUCAUGCUGCCCAAGGACGCACCCCGGGCCAGCGAGGACGCCGUGAUUGACCCGGAGAGUCUGCGUAACUCGGCUUCGUGGAUCGCUGCGAAUCCGGGAUACUCGUACACCCUGGUCGGCGAGAAAGCGGGCAUGGAGUUCGUCAGGGAGCACUUCGCCGCGGUCCCGCGCAUCGUCGAGGCGUACGCCAACAUGCCCAACAUCGGGAUGAAGUCGGACCUCCUGCGGUACCUCCUCCUCGGGAUCGAGGGCGGGGUGUACACGGACGUGGACACGGUGGCGCUGCGGCCGAUCGACGACUGGAUCCCGGCGGGGCUGCGCGAGCGGGUGCGGCUCGUGGUCGGGGUGGAGUUCGACCGGCGCGAGGGCGGGGUGUGGCCGGACAAGACGCACUGGGUGCAGUUCUGCCAGUGGACGAUCGCGGCGGCGCCGGGGCACCCGGUGUUCCGGCGGAUGGCGGCGCGGGCGGUGGCGGCGCUGGAGGGGCUGGAGGCGGCGCAGGGGGUGCCGCUGGGGGAGGUGAGGCUGAUGACGGUGGACGUGGCGAACGUGACGGGCGUCGCGGCGUGGACGGAGACGGUGUUUGGGAUGUUGAGGGAGUACGACGAGACGCUGAGGGACGUGAGGAUGUUGUCGGGCAUGACGGAGCCGAGGCUGGUCGGGGACGUGUUGGUGUUGCCGAUUGACGGGUUCGGGAUGGGGCAGCCGCACUCGGGGAGUUCGAACGGGCGGCCGCCUGAGGCUGCGUUGAUGAGGCAUCUGUUUCAUGGGUCUUGGAUGACGGAUUGA